Messenger RNA from Meloidogyne enterolobii, 549 nucleotides. NCBI's taxonomy places the organism in Eukaryota, Metazoa, Nematoda, Chromadorea, Rhabditida, Meloidogynidae. The record is from the annotation of a GenBank genome assembly.
AUGGAAUUAUGGAAUUAUUUUAGUAGUCUUUAUGAUCAAAUGGAAUUUCCUUCAAAAUCUUGUCAUUUAAAAUUAAAACUUGAUGGAUAUGAAUUUCAUACUACUAGCCAUUGUGAUAAGUUCUUCGCCAAUCAAAAUUUUAUCACAAAUCGAAUUGAAGUAUUGACAGGAUUAAGUAAUCUUGCCUGUAAUGUUGAAGAAGCAAAAAAGCAACGAUUAUCUGGAAUGGUGGAAGAGUUUGAUAUAUGCGUAUUCAAAUCUGACGAAACAAACAGAAUGAGAGAUUGGAAUUCAGUCAAUUUAACAAUUUGCUAUUAUACUAAAUUUGGCGAUCAGAUAAAAAAUAAUCCAAAAAGUGAUUAUGCAAAAGCUUGUAGAACAUAUGAAGAUGAUGAUCAAUAUGGAAAACAUGGAAUUGAAUUCCGAAUUUAUGCGACCAGAAUUGGAUUUAAAAAAUUAGAAGAAGAGUAUUGGGUUAAAUUUAGUGUUAAUGUUGAGAUCGGAUCGUCAUUUUCAGAGAAAACGUUAGUUUUAUUAUUUGGGAUUUAA